Molecule: messenger RNA, 2099 nt
Organism: Anopheles stephensi (Asian malaria mosquito)
Lineage: Eukaryota; Metazoa; Arthropoda; Insecta; Diptera; Culicidae
Gene: AP-1mu
Product: AP-1 complex subunit mu-1
Exons: 4
Coding region: 271-1539 (422 amino acids)
Biological process (GO): vesicle-mediated transport; intracellular protein transport
Cellular component (GO): clathrin adaptor complex; clathrin-coated vesicle
Molecular function (GO): clathrin-cargo adaptor activity
Source: RefSeq, a predicted model, not a curated record
AGUUCGCUCAAUUUCCACCAGGGGCGCUGACGUUCGAACUGUCAAACCGACAUUGACGUCGCUGCAAUAAAAGGAAAAUUGAUGACUGGAUUUCUGGUUGGUCAAUAAUGUUGGAAAAUCGGAAAUUACGAUUAUUUUAAGCAAGAAACACCAUUCAAGUUAUUGUGUGUACUUAAAGUGAGCAUCGGCCAUUGCAAAAAAUCGACAAACAGUCAGCUCCAUCACCGAUCGGAACAGUACCGAACAGCCGGGUGUCGAAAGGGAAAGAAGAUGUCUUCGUCAGCAAUUUUCAUUCUCGACGCGAAGGGAAAGGUGUUGAUAUCGCGCAAUUACCGCGGUCACAUCGAUAUGGGCGUGAUCGAUAAGUUCAUGCCGCUGCUGAUGGAAAAGGAAGAAGAAGGGCUCAUUACACCGAUCCUCCAGACGCCCGAAUGUACGUUCGCGUACGUGAAGACGAACAAUCUGUACCUGGUUUCGGUCACCCGUAGCAACGCGAACAUUGCGCUGGUGUUUGUCUUUCUGCACAAGGUGGUGCAGGUGUUUACGGAGUACUUUAAGGAGCUGGAGGAGGAAAGCAUACGGGACAAUUUUGUGGUGAUUUACGAGCUGUUGGAUGAGCUGAUCGAUUUCGGUUACCCGCAGACGACGGACAGUAAAAUUCUGCAGGAGUACAUUACGCAGGAAGGGCACAAGCUGGAAAUACAGCCCCGCAUUCCGAUGGCAGUGACGAACGCGGUUUCGUGGCGUUCGGAAGGCAUCAAGUAUCGCAAGAAUGAGGUGUUUUUGGAUGUGAUCGAAAGCGUUAAUUUGCUGGCCAAUGCGAACGGUAAUGUGCUGCGAAGCGAGAUCGUUGGAGCGAUCAAAAUGCGUGUCUACCUGUCCGGUAUGCCGGAACUGCGGCUCGGGUUGAACGAUAAGGUGCUGUUCGAAAGCACCGGCCGGGGCAAAUCGAAAUCCGUCGAGCUGGAGGAUGUAAAGUUCCACCAGUGUGUGCGAUUGUCCCGGUUCGAGAACGAUCGUACCAUCUCGUUCAUUCCACCGGACGGCGAGUUCGAGCUGAUGUCCUAUCGGUUGAACACGCACGUCAAACCGCUGAUCUGGAUCGAGUCCGUGAUCGAGCGUCACGCGCACAGCCGCGUGGAGUACAUGAUCAAGGCAAAGUCGCAGUUUAAGCGCCGAUCGACGGCGAACAAUGUGGAGAUUGUCAUUCCGGUGCCGGCCGAUGCCGAUUCGCCCAAGUUUAAAACCACCAUCGGCAGCGUAAAGUAUGCGCCGGAGCAGAAUGCCAUCACAUGGACAAUUAAAUCAUUCCCGGGUGGAAAGGAGUACCUAAUGCGUGCCCACUUCGGUCUGCCCAGCGUGGAGUGUGAGGACAGUGAGGGAAAGCCACCGAUUCAGGUGAAGUUUGAAAUACCCUACUUUACCACCUCCGGCAUUCAGGUGCGAUAUUUGAAAAUUAUCGAAAAGAGCGGAUACCAAGCACUGCCCUGGGUGCGGUACAUCACCCAGAACGGCGACUAUCAGCUGCGAACGAACUAAAGUUCUGACGACGGUGCCUAUCGAAGAAUAAUUGUUAAGUUUCCCCCCUCCCAAUCCCACUGUUCCUCUCUCAUCCUGCAACCAUGUACGUACUACGACCACCGGCAAAGUGCCCCGGAAAAGUGAGCUCCGAUCGAUCCGGGUUGGGUUUUAUUUGGUGGGUUUCUGUUUGCUUUCGAUUGCGUUGUGGCAGUAUUAACAAGCGUGUCUGUGUCACGGUAGGCAGCUUCGAUCGGAAAGACACACACGCAGACACGUAGAAUGGGAUGUAGUUUCUUGCUUUUUUCGUGUUUGUGUUUAUGCACCUCUUUGCUUUUUUCCAUCCUUAAAAUGCAAUUUUAUGUGCUGGUUAGUUGUCCUGGAUAGUAUUUGUGGCGAUCUUUAUUUUCAUCGCAUUUUUUUUAACUACACCCUAUCCCAUCUUUUAGUCGAAAUUGUUGUCCGUGAGAUAAGGGUAUAAAGAUUGUUUGCUAACCUUUUUUAAUUUUAUGUUUAACGUUAACCAAUCCUGUAAAACGAACAUGUAGCACAUAUACGGUAAUAAAGUAAAGGAAAGCCAA